This is a messenger RNA of Hyaloscypha bicolor E, 1559 nucleotides long. RefSeq lists its product as uncharacterized. Lineage: Eukaryota; Fungi; Ascomycota; Leotiomycetes; Helotiales; Hyaloscyphaceae. The transcript is spliced from 3 exons. Bases 390 to 1559 code for a protein of 389 amino acids. The record is from RefSeq and is a predicted model, not a curated record.
ACUUGCUCAGUAUACCUGGAACAUUCUAGAGCAACAUGAACAGACAUUGGUCUGGACAAUCUGCUAGGCCUAAGAAACCAUGGAUUCGUGGCGAUGCUGGAGCAUUCUCGAUCCAGCUUUUGAAAUGGGGACAAUACCAGGGCUCUUGAAUGUGGCGGAACUAUAUGGAUACGAAUUAUUUUUCCUUGCCCACUGAUCUUGCCUUCUUGCUCGAACACCAGUAAAACGAGUCUAGUCUUUCGUUCAAUGGUUCAAGGGGCCGAGAUCAAACGAUUGUUCAAUAUAUACGAGCGGCCAGCGAGGAGUGCGGAAUCUGUUUGUAUCUGGCAAACAUCGAACGGAAGUUGAGUGGAGAUUACCAGCUUUUUGAUGGAGACGACCUUGAAUCCAUGGUGCACAGCGAUCUGGAGACAAUUCACGAAAUAGUGGGACGCAAAUCCGAGAGAAUGCCAUUGACAAGAGUUGUUGACUUGGAUGGUCAUCAGGUUGCCGAGAAGUUGAAUUACGAUGAAAGCUUUUUCAUUCGAAGCGUACCUUUCAGAAUGUCAAAGCCCGGCAAGGAGGAGUAUGCUGGGUAUAAUAAACACAGGAAUGGGUUUACUGCACAUGUCUAUCCACCCCCAAAUGCCUCAGAUGACCGGGAUCACGAGAAGCAGAUAAUGACGAUGAUUGAUUGUCUGAUUGACGGUAUCGAGCGAGGCUGCAUGCAGAUGCGAGACAUAUCACAAUCCCGCACAUCUUUUCGACGAUGUCUACAUGCCACUUCUGAAAAUUAUUCUUGCAAUAUUGCAGGAAAAGGCAUCAAGGUAGAAGGUUCGCCAUUCCAGCAAUUGUUCCGGCGAAUCCCGAGUCUUUACAUUGUUGAGUACGUCGGAAAGGAGCCAGCUGCUCAACCGAAUUGGGCUAGGACACCUGUGGAUUGCGACUGUCCGCAUUGCCACUCUCUCAACGAAUUUCUGCACAACCCAACGGAGAUAUCUCGACGAUUUGAGGGUAUUUCCGAAGUACUUGAGCACAUUUCGAACGCUGCCACAUUUUGGACGCGUUGUGAUUGCGAAGGCGACGAAAAAGAGUUCUCUUUAACAGUCAUGACGACCACGAAAGAUUACGAAAGGGACCACAAGGGAUGGGCGAAAGGUUACGGUUCAGCUCGGAAGCACUUGGCAGAGCUUCAAUCGGAGACUCUCAGAAACCUUCUCGACGAUAUGUAUGGCAGCAUCAUGAGUUUAUGUGCGACCGAGCUGCGACCUUACCUCGACAAUCCGCAUGACUGGAAGCCCCCGGCUGCCUUGUUGGUGGAGGAAGAUGGUGCGGCUAGCAAUUUCUCGCUCGAUUCUGCCAACAGCGCGCUGGAAAACCAGUCCUCAUCUUCAUAUGUCCUAUAUGCAAAUACUGGCACGAUUUGCGCUCAAUACAACUUCUCAGACACGUCAAACACACAACCCAAUGUUGUAUCGAGCGAUUCAGAGCCCGUGGAUAGCUCAAAGGAAAAACUGAUUUCGCUCGCGGAGAAGAAGGCGUUCUCGGAGUCAUCGGAUCUCAUCGAUCUCGAUUUCUAG